Molecule: messenger RNA, 3401 nt
Organism: Gordionus sp. m RMFG-2023
Lineage: Eukaryota; Metazoa; Nematomorpha; Gordioida; Chordodea; Parachordodidae
Exons: 21
Coding region: 16-3090 (1024 amino acids)
Cellular component (GO): nuclear envelope; meiotic nuclear membrane microtubule tethering complex
Molecular function (GO): protein-membrane adaptor activity
Source: RefSeq, a predicted model, not a curated record
UUAUGUCUUUAAAUAAUGGUAUAUUCAUCUCAACCCAAUCUUUUUAUUAAUCCUAGCAAUAAAUCCUUGAACGAAUUUAUUAAAAAAUUGUCAAAUAGCCCAGAAAGAGAUAAUUUAAUUCAUAAUAUAUGGAAAAGACUUACAUCUCCUAGAACCAAUUACACAUAUUCCAACAGUUUGAGUUAUUCCAAUGAAUCAUUAAAUAAUAUCGAUUCAUUUGAUGAUGAUGAAUAUUUAAUUCCAAUUAUGUCAAGGCAACUAUUAAAAGGAAAUAUUAAACAAAUGUCUGAUAGGACUAGAUCUAAAAAUUUAUCCAAAUCCAUCAAAUCAAAUUUGGAUACUUCCUUAAGAGAUAAUUCAAAUGUUAAAGAGGAAUAUAUGACAAAAUCUGCUUCUUAUUAUAGCAAAAAGCAUGCCAACUUUCCAUAUGGAACACAAACAUCAAGAACUAUGCCAAAUCUUUAUGGUUUAGAUUUAUCUGAUGACGAAAAUUAUAUUGAUGAAAAUAUAAAUAGAUAUAUACCCCCACCUUCUCACCGAAACUCCAAUAACAUAAAUUAUUAUUAUAAUUAUGCCAGGAAGAUCACUUAUAGCUUAUAUAUAUUCAUCAUACAUCUCUUAUCAUAUAUUAUAAAUGCAAUCAAAUCACUAACAAGAAUUGUAGUUUACCCUGCCCAAUACUUUCUUAAUAGCAUUUCGUAUUUCAACAAUGAAGGAUAUGAGGAACAUGAACCUCUUUUAAAUGAAAGUACAGUGGAUACUAACACUCCUUCACAUUCAACAAGAAAUAGGCAAAUAUCAGUGGCAUCAGACGAAGAUACAUCAGAAGAUGUUAUUGAUAUAAUAUCUCAGAAAGGUGGCAGGAAAGGAGUUACUCGGAUGAGACAAGGUCACACCAAUGCACCAGCUUCACAUAUCUCCACCAGUCCAAGACUAAGGUCACAAGCCCUCCCUCAUAGUUAUGAUUCCUCGGCUACCAGGAAUUUGUAUUCUAUAAAUAAUGUGGGUCAUAAUGUUUACAAAAUCGGAAUGGGACUCAGGGAUUUUGCAGGCCAUACCCUACGAUCUUGUUACAAAUAUUGCAUGCGCAAUUUCGUCGGGGAAGGAGGGCAAGGUAAUGGCUACCAGCAAAUGGAUUCCUCCGAUAUGAGAAGUCGUCGCAUAACCAGACAGAGUAAUAAGCAUCACCCCACACUUUCCGCUGGGGAGGAAGUUGGCGAUUCGGAUUAUUAUACUGACCCUAUUAGGCGACGGCAUCCUGCUCAUCAACAGUCCAGGCACGGUUUGGGACAAUUGGAGACCUGGAGAAACUUAUACGCUCGCCGAAGACAUAGACACGACGGGUUAUCGCUAUGCAGCUUUCCUUGUCCUUUCCUUUUGUUUUUCUUCCUAAUUCCAUUGUUGCUAGCUUUAUUAAUGAGAAGACUAGGAUAUAGCCAAGAUUACAUGAUGACGAACUCUAGCAUCAAGGAUUAUUAUAACCCGCUGAAAAACAAAUUCGAUGAGUAUAACGAUAAGAUAUUUCAAAAUCUUCCGGCCAUCCCUGGCGUUAAAAACUUGACGCGUUAUCCUUCCCUCAUUCUGAACGACACGAGAUCCUACGUUUACGACCAGGCCAAAUGGCUCAAGCAUAAUAUGAACCCAUUCUCCUCUUCCGAUGAGCGUGUCGGCUACGAUUUGAACGAUACCAGCGAAAGAGGGAUAUUCAAAAGGGGACUCGAUUUUUUGAUAAAGGAUUUGGAUUUCGUGAAAAAUAAGCUAGAGUCACUAGAGAAAAAUUAUUUUUCCCCAUCGGCCGACUCAGAUGAGGUUAAGAAGUACGAUCCUGAUUGGUGGAAAAAAAAAAUCAGGAAAAGCAAAUCAAAUGGGGACGAGGACGAAGAGGAGGUAGACUUGAAGACCAUAAUCGAAGAAACGGUAGAUAAGGGUUUGCGAGAGAUAAGGAAAGAAAUGCUCGAUCAAAAUGGCGUUAAAUCAGCUUUCAAUAGAAAAGCUGAGGGCUAUUACGAAGGCCUAACUGGGGUGCUGGACGAUCUCAGAAACAAGUUCAAAGCCUUCAGCGAGAAAGUCGAGACCCGCGACAAAUCCCUGAUGAGUGAGCUAGACACCAUACGCGCCGGCGGAGACUCGCAGGGGCUUGUCGGUCGUGUGGAAAAACUUUCGCGAGAUUUGGAACGCGUGACGCAGCAACUCGAUAAGGCUCGAUCGAACGAUGUCGACUUGGAAAAGUUCGCCGGAAAAUGUGGAGCUGCAGACGUAAACGAGUUGCUGUCCGAGGUAAAUUUAAGCGAUAUGAGUAAGGAAACGAAAGAAGGGCUGGCCAAUUUGCUUACAGAACAUUUUGCCUCGCACUCCAAGUUAGACGAGUUGAAGGUAUCCCUUCAAUCCAAUCUAGAAAGGGUCAAUAAAGAUUUACUCGACUUAAAGAGCAAUAUGAUGAAGGAAAUCCAGGUAGGAUCUCGCAGUUCUACCAGCUCCAAAUCGGUAUCUAAGAGUCCGGAAGACGAAAAGAAAAUUCGACGUAUAGUCGAGGAAAUGUUAGACACCUACUCAGCCGAUCAACUUGCCAUGCCGGACUACGCCCUAGAGUCGGCUGGUGGUUCCGUCGUUAGCACAAGAUGUUCCGAGACGUUCGACACCCACUCAGCCCUUAUCAAGCUUCUCGGUGUGCCUAUAUGGUAUCGGUCCAAUUCUCCCCGGGUCGCCAUUCAACCCGGCACUCAACCAGGUCAAUGUUGGGCCUUCAAGGGUUCCAGCGGUUAUUUCGUUGUUCAAUUAGCUGCCAACGUUAAGCCCACUUCUUUCAGUAUAGAUCACAUUCCAAAAUCACUCUCACCCUCUGGAGAUAUAGACAGCGCCGUCAAAGAUUUCUCUGUUUGGGGAUUAAAGAAUGAAAAAGACGAAAAUGGAGUUUUAUUGGGCAGGUACAGAUACGAGAAAUCGGGCAGACCAUUACAACUCUUCUUAUCUCAAAAUCCCGACGCUGGUUACUUCAAUCACGUUGAAUUAAAAAUCGAAAGCAAUUGGGGAAAUCCCAACUAUACCUGCCUCUACAGAUUUCGCGUGCACGGGAACAUGAAAGAAUAUUAAGGGAAACGGAAUAUAAUUAUUAUGAAAAUUUUUCAAAAAUAAUCAAAAUGAUUCUACAAUUUAUCACAUCUAGUUAUUUUAACCUUUUAGCAAAUUCCAUUUAAUAUAUCUCAUCUUUUUAAUAUAUUAGCGGUAGCGAUAUAUAUAUCUAAUUUUUAAAAAUCUGUAAUACUUGAACAACCAAAUACUACAUUACUUAAUAUAAAUAAAUUAGUUUUAGGAAUUUAAUUAUUUAGAUUGUGACUGUAAAUAUAGCAAAACAUAAGAAUAGAUAAAUACACUAAAUAUACCUAUUUAUUAUAAUAUUACUA